CAACAGGCAGGGCGGGUCCGCCGCGACGCUUCCAAACUCUCGCACGUUCCAGUCGCUCUAUUUCUCUCUCCCAGCUGAUAGUGACGUAGCGCGUGCGGCUUAGAACAGCGCACGGGGGCCAGCAGGGCUGACCGUCCGCCUGUUUCGUUUUUUCUUUUUCUUUCCCCCGGUGGGGACCGUAGAGUAGACCGCAGAGGCAAAGCGGUACACCGCAGACACGCAGCGGUCUUAGUAGUAUUUGUGUCGGUGUAGAGAAGGAGCCCUGAAGUGAGGAGGCUGUAUGUGCGGCUGUCACGGAGAGCAGAGAGGGGGAGCGCAUACCAGAGACGCCGUCAUUCAUUGUCGCUCCAAAGCGGCGGACAGGCCGCUAAACUGCUCACUAAUAUCCCGAAAAAACCGAGACGGGGGGCGGUGUGGUGAGUAGUGACCGGAGCCAACAUGGUGGAUUACUAUACCGUCCUGGGAGUGUCCCAAACCGCCUCUCAGGAUGACAUCAAGAAGGCGUACAGGAAACUGGCACUGAAAUGGCAUCCAGACAAAAACCCUGACAACAAAGAGGAAGCAGAGAGAAAGUUCAAAGAACUGUCGGAGGCCUAUGAAGUCCUAUCUGACACGAGUAAGCGUGAUGCAUAUGACAGAUAUGGAAAUGAAAAGAUUCGACACACAGGUUCCUCCAGCUCAGACUUUUCAUCAGAUUUGCCAGGAUUCACUUUCACAUUCCGCAACCCAGACGAGGUUUUCAGAGAGUUUUUUGGCAGCCAGGAUCCUUUUGCUAACUUUUUUGACGACUUCUCAUCCUUUGGAGGCUCGUCCUCUCGCCUCGGCCCCAGUCGGUUCUUUUCUUUUCCUUCAGCGCGAGCUGAUUUUACCUCCUUCUCCUCUUCCUCUGGUGGUCUGGAUGGGAUGGACAGCAUGGGCGGAGGGAUGGGCAACUUCAAAUCAGUUUCUACCUCCACUCGUAUCGUAAAUGGAAAACGCACCUCCACCAAGAAGGUAAAGGAGAAUGGGCAGGAGAGAACAGAGAUUGAGGAGGAUGGGGUGUUAAAGAGUGUCCUAAUUAAUGGUGUGGAGGAUGAAAUGGCCCUCGCUCUGGAGCUGAGCCGACGGGUUGGACAGCCCCGCCCCACACCUCCAAAGCCACACAUCCAAAACAGAUCACCUGCCGAUUCUGACAGAUCCCACCCCAGCCCUCACUCUGCACCGACACACCGGUCACUUAGCGCCGCUCCCUUCUACAACUACGGGGUUACGGGCAGCAGCGAGGAUGACGAAGAAGAUGAAGACCUGCAGAUGGCUUUGGCAUGCAGCCUGUCAGAAAUGGAAGCCCAGCAGAGAGCAGCUGCUACCAACUUCAUAUCAGGUGCUGGGGGUGUGGGCAGAGCCAUGAGUGACAAAGGUGGUGGCCAUCAAGGAGGCGGGGUUGUUAAGACUAUACAUUGUUGUGCCGCUAAUACUGAAAAGGUGCUUGCAAGGGAGAGAGAUGAAGAGGGGCAGUUUAAAAUGGGCUCAGGGCCUGAAGCUGGGCGGGCAAAGGAGGGAAAGGCAACCAGGGAACCAGACUUCUCUCCUGAGUCAUCCACAACUGCCAACACUACGCCUCUAAGCCAGAGCAGUGAAGAGGAGUUUGAACCUGCCGUGAAAAAUAAUAAUGGCAGUGUGAAAAAGAAAAAGAAGUGUGGGUGUAUUAUGUGCUAAUGCAGUGUGUGUGUGUGCGUGUGUGUGUGUGUGCGUGUGUGCAUUUGCAAUGCCUUAUUUUUUAAUAAUUGCCUACAGGCCGACUCUAAUGUUAUGUAAUUGCCAGACUCUUGAUUUAAGGCAGUGGCCCAACUGAUCCCAAAGUGUUACUGCAGUUUUACAACUUCUCAAAGAGAGAGUGAGUCAAUGGUAACAUUUCCAUUUUUGCCAAAAUACAGCUAUGAUAUCAAAUCGAUUGCAAAGCAACUUUUCUGAAAGUAUGUGAAUUUGCCCAAUAUUUAUGCAGAUGGAAAGAGUGGGAUUCAGAAGAAUUCAGAUGUGGCCAAGUUGUUAGUGAUUUAAAUCUGAGUAAGGGCAGAGUGUUGAUACAAAUCUUACUUAUUUACUUACUUAAAAGCUUGUUAGAAUAUAUAUAUAUAUAUAUAUAUAUGUAUAUAUAUAUAUAUAUAUAUAUAUAUAUAUAUA
Cyclopterus lumpus (lumpfish) is the source of this 2160-nucleotide messenger RNA. RefSeq names its product DnaJ heat shock protein family (Hsp40) member B2 (gene dnajb2). Gene Ontology annotation, molecular function: Hsp70 protein binding. Bases 439 to 1695 code for a protein of 418 amino acids. The record is from RefSeq and is a predicted model, not a curated record. The transcript is spliced from 9 exons. Lineage: Eukaryota; Metazoa; Chordata; Actinopteri; Perciformes; Cyclopteridae.